This is a messenger RNA of Cylicocyclus nassatus, 847 nucleotides long. NCBI's taxonomy places the organism in Eukaryota, Metazoa, Nematoda, Chromadorea, Rhabditida, Strongylidae. The record is from the annotation of a GenBank genome assembly.
GGCGAAAAUUUCGCGCCGAUCGUACCUCCUGACCGUUCCCCACAUAUAGUCCCCUGCCCCUUGCGAUGCAUCAAUGACUAUACAGCAGCAUGUCCGCCACACUUUCAUGUCUUGGUAAGGACGAGAAUGAAUCGAUGGUUCUAGCGGCGCCUGCCUGAUCGCACGCCUAAUAUAGCGUGGCCGCAUUUGCGGAAUCGGGACAAAUUAGCCGUCAUGCUGCGAGGUUGACCUGAUCCAGGUUGAAGAUACCCGCCCGAUGUCGCUGUUCAUUGUUCAUCGUUGAGGAAGUCACGUAUGCUGAGUGAUGGGACUAGUAUUGGCGAAACUAUGGCGGUUAUUAUGGUCCGGAAAAGACCACAAGAUCAUAAUUGUUGGUUUGGACAAUGCAGGGAAAACUACAAUUCUAUACAACUGGGUUACUGGCGAUGUUGUCGACACGAAACCAACCAUCGGCAGCAACGUUGAAGAGGUGACCUACCACAAUCUGCGAUUGGUCAUGUGGGAUAUUGGGGGUCAAGAAAGUUUGAGAAAUUCGUGGUCCUCUUACUAUACGCACACGAAUGUGAUGGUCGUUGUGAUCGAUAGCACUGAUGCGGCUAGGUUACCUCUCAUCAAACAGCUCAUGUAUGAUAUGCUAGCGCAUGAGGAUCUUGCGAAAGCUUCUUUGCUAGUGUUAGCAAAUAAACAAGAUAUGCCAAAUGCGAGAUCAGCAGCUGAAAUUUCCAGUGACCUCGGGUUGCUGACUCUGAAAACGAGAAAGUGGCAGAUACAUGGCUGUUCAGCGAUCAAAGAAAGUUUUUUGUCGACAAUUCAAGGCCAGUUGUUCUUCCAGGUGGAGAUAGUGUGA